CUCUCAGGCGACGUGCCGUUUUGUUUUGCUUUUCUUUUUCUCUCUUCUUUGCUCGUUUUUGAUGCCUAAGUACGAAGUUCUUGCGUUUCCAUUUGCAAUUCAGGCAUUCUCCAAGGAUCAUCCUCUCCGAUUCCGAUUCGCAUCGUCGACCCUCAGCACUUCCGAUCUCGACUCUUUCUGUAUCUCUCUCUCUCGCGUCCCAGAGACCAUGCCGGCGAGCUCGCUCAAUUGGCAGCCGUCGCAUUUCUCGACUUUCACGAGCAAGUGCAACGGCGCGACGUUUGAGUUGAGGAUCGUCUGCUCCGUCAGGAACCCUAGCUACGGGACUCCGCCCGCCGCAUUGUCGUUACGCCGAUCUUCGGCGGGAGACGGGCCGGCUUUCACCCUCGCCAGGUGCUCCAGCUCGGAAUCCGCCUCGACGAGGACGGCUCAGGUGAGCCGCGGCGUUUUGGAGAGUAGAGCCGAACCGACGAUUGAUGGGGGCGGGGGCGGCGGUGGCGAAGACGACGGGCCCCGCGGAGGUGGCGGAGGCGGCGGCGACAACGGUGGAGGCGGCGGCGGCGGCGGCGGCGGUGAGAGAGAGGAAGAGGAGUUUGGUCCGAUAUUGAAGUACGAAGAUGUAUUGAGAGAAACGGAAGCGCGAGGUGCGAAGCUUCCUGACGAUAUGUUGGAGGCCGCCAAGAGCACGGGGCUUCGCGAGCUUAUUCUUCGACGAUAUCUGGAUUUGCAGGAGUCAUAUUGGCCACUGGGUUUUCUGAUGAAGCACUGCUCAAUGCUUCGGAACCGGAUGUUGGCCGAUCCUUCUUUUCUUUUCAAAGUUGGAACUGAGAUAGUCAUCGAUUCCUGCUGUGCAACUUUCGCUGAAGUUCAGAAGAGGGGCAAGGAUUUUUGGUCAGAGUUUGAGCUAUACAUGGCUGAUUUGUUGGUUGGUGUGGUGGUAGACAUUGCUUUAGUUGGUAUGUUAGCACCAUAUGUUCGCAUAGGGCAGAAGUCUAUGUCAAGAAGUUUGUUUGGACGCAUUCAACACGCUUGUGGUUCUCUUCCCAGCAGUGUUUUUGAAGCUGAAAGGCCAGGUUGUAGGUUCUCUGUUAAGCAGCGGAUUGCUACAUAUUUUUACAAGGGUGUAUUGUAUGGAUCGGUGGGAUUUGGAUGUGGUCUUAUAGGUCAAGGUAUAGCGAAUUUGAUAAUGACUGCGAAAAGGAACAUUAAGAAAUCAGAGGAGGAUAUACCUGUGCCACCUCUCAUACAAAGUGCUGCACUUUGGGGUGUUUUCCUUGCAGUAUCUUCCAACACACGUUAUCAAAUUGUAAAUGGCCUUGAGCGCCUGGUUGAAGCAUCACCUAUGGCAAAGAAUGUCCCACCUGUCACAAUGGCUUUCACUGUCGGCGUGCGGUUUGCCAACAAUAUCUAUGGUGGAAUGCAAUUUGUAGAUUGGGCUAAAUGGAGCGGGGUUCAGUAGCAGCAGAUGCUCGCACAUAAAUUAUAUUAUCUCAUCUCAUUCUUUGAAACGGGGACAGAAUUUCUAUGUUUGGCAAACUGUUGAUUACAUUGGUAAGAACAGUAUGAUUUUCAGGUUUCAUAGUGAUUCCCAUUUGGUGGCAUGUUUCUGCCCUUUUCUAUUUGGCUACAUGAGACAGAGAAGGAAAUAGUGAGACGUGAAGAUAAUUCUUGUCUAGAAUACUGGAUGAAGUCCCUCUUCGUGAGCUUGCUCAUUUGAGUUAUACUAUUCCUGCUAACAGAGCUCAGACUUAAAGAACCCCAAAUCUCUCUCUAGUCGCUUGUGGUUUCAAUUCAGUCAGUUCCUCUUCACGGAUUAUAACUCCUGGUGAGGAUUUUAUUUGUUUUUCUCUUCUGGGUGUCUGCUCUUUUGCUUAAUUGGCACAGAUUUGUUGUUCUUCACUCUGUAUUUUACUACUUUGCGUCACUUCUUGUUU
Messenger RNA from Eucalyptus grandis, 1934 nucleotides. RefSeq names its product protein RETICULATA-RELATED 1, chloroplastic. The transcript has 7 exons. NCBI's taxonomy places the organism in Eukaryota, Viridiplantae, Streptophyta, Magnoliopsida, Myrtales, Myrtaceae. The record is from RefSeq and is a predicted model, not a curated record. Gene Ontology annotation, cellular component: chloroplast inner membrane. Gene Ontology annotation, biological process: plant organ development. The coding region runs from base 62 to 1459 and encodes 465 amino acids.